Macadamia integrifolia is the source of this 997-nucleotide messenger RNA. RefSeq lists its product as uncharacterized. Gene Ontology annotation, biological process: defense response to other organism. Lineage: Eukaryota; Viridiplantae; Streptophyta; Magnoliopsida; Proteales; Proteaceae. Bases 166 to 741 code for a protein of 191 amino acids. The transcript has a single exon. The record is from RefSeq and is a predicted model, not a curated record.
CAAGAAUCUCAAAACCCAGUUAUAGUUUGAGUUCCAUUGAAGAAAUCAAGACCCAAAAAGCAAGAAUUCUUCCCAUUUUCAAACAUUUCCUCUUAUAAGUAGCACUCUCAGUCUCAGCCACCAUACCAAGCAAUCAGCAGCAGCACCACCACCACCACCACCACCAUGGCUGGUUCAUCAGUGACGCCCAAAAAGAUCAGAUGCAUCGCCAUCGCCAUUCUCGCCUUAAUCGUCCUCAUUGGCCUUACAGUGCUGAUUGUUUAUCUAGUGAUUCGGCCAAAAUCACUUAAAUACACCAUUGAAGAUGGUUCAGUUCAUGGUUAUGACAUGAAAUAUAACCACAUCAAUGCUUCAUUCUACUUUGUUUUAAAGGCUUACAAUCCCAACCGCAGAGUCUCUGUUUACUAUGACUCAAUGCAGGUGACUCUCCUUUAUGAUGAUCAACCCAUUGCUUUCGAUAUGGUUGAGCCAUUCUUCCAACACCAUCGAAAUGUUACCCAUCUUGAUCUGAAGCCCGUAGCUCGAUCAGCUCCAUUGCUUGUUUCUGCAGCUAAGGAUCUAAGUAUGGAGAGAUCUUCAGGGGAGAUGGAGUUAACGAUUAAGGUGAAGGCCAGGAUUCAUUUCAAGGUUGGUAAGUGGAAGUCUUCCAAACGGACCUUAUGGGUGACUUGCUCUCAGGUGGACCUGAAUUUUUCAUCUUCUAAGUCCUUUAAGAGGACUAAAUGCCAUACAGAAACUUGAACUUUGAACCUUUAAUGGUUAAAUUGGGUUGGGAUCUUAUUGAAAUGUGUUUGAUUUUGUUUCUUUAAUCUGUUUUUUUAUUUCACUUGGUUAAAUUCCUAGUUUGUUUCUUUAGGGAUAGAUAUUUGAAUUUUUUUUUUUUUUUUUUGUUCUGAAUGUUACGAUCAUUGGAUCAGGAUUCACUUGUGAGAUUGUUGUAUCUAUGUUUGGGUUUCACUUUGAAGCAUAAAAGCAGACUUCUGAGUUUGAAUUUGAA